Molecule: messenger RNA, 3016 nt
Organism: Wasmannia auropunctata (little fire ant)
Lineage: Eukaryota; Metazoa; Arthropoda; Insecta; Hymenoptera; Formicidae
Gene: gudu
Product: armadillo repeat-containing protein 4
Exons: 10
Coding region: 1-2085 (694 amino acids)
Molecular function (GO): protein binding
Source: RefSeq, a predicted model, not a curated record
AUGUAUUUUUUAUAUAUUGUUUUUUUUUCGGAGAAACCAGAGCCGGAAAUUGUGGAGACCCCCGAGCCGGAGCCUCCGAAGCAGGUGUCCUUGCUCACCGGCGAACCCUAUGGACCUCGAAUUCGUCUUGUCAGUGAGAAAGCCGAGGAGGAGAGCUCGGACGACGAGCCGGAGUCCGACGCCGAGGACGAGGCCAGAUAUCUUCAGGAAGAACAUCGGGAAGUGCCUUCCGAAUUCUGGCACAUACAGAAGCUCAUCAAGUAUAUGAAGGCCGGCAACCAGACCGCCACUAUGGUAUCCUUGUGUUUGUUGAAGGAUUACAAUCUCACCGACAAGAUUAUACAGAAGGCCAUUCAAGAAAUGGGCGGUCUCGAAGUUCUAGUGAAUCUUCUCGAAACGACCGACAUCAAGUGUCAGAACGGUUCGUUGUCGGUUCUAUUGCAAAUCGCGAUUUCUACGGAGAUGAAACGAUAUUUAAUCGACUUGGACAUUGUGACGCCAUUAAUCGAAAUGCUGAAGCAUCCCGCCAGAGAUAUCCAGAUUUUAGCAGCCGAAUUAAUGGCCAUUAUAGCUCGUAUUCGAAAAGCCAGAAAACAGAUCAGAAUUCGCGGCGGAAUAUCGCUCAUAUUAGACGUAAUGGAUGUGCCAGAUGAAGUUCUUCGCCGGUCGUAUGACGAAUUGAGCGAGGUCAACAAAGAACUCGUGGCCGUCGCCAUAGGUUGCGCCAAGGUUUUAGAUUCCUUGGGCAGCAGCCCGAAGAUCAAGGAGGAGCUUCGCAAAUACGGUGUCGUUCGUUUGAUGUCGCGUUUUCUGAGAUCGAAACACACUCAACUGAUCGUACCCACGAUGGGCAUCGUGCAGCAGUGCGCUGAUCUGAAUGUUUUUAGAGAGAUGUUCGAGCGAGUGGGCAUCAUCAACGACUUGGUGCGACAUUUGAAGAACGAGAACGUGAAACUGAAGGAGAACUCCGCCCUGGCCAUCUUCAAAUGCGCCUCGAAUCGGGAAACUCGGACGAUGGUGCGUCGAGCCGGCGGUCUGGACCCACUUUGCAAACUCGUGCAGAGCGACGAGGUGCACGCCAACAAGCGCCUGCUGGCCGCGGUCACCGGCGGCGUCUGGAAGUGUGCCAUCAGUCCGGAGAACAUUGUCAGAUUCAAUCAGAACGGUUUGGUAGCGUCGCUGGUGCCCCUGCUCGAGGAAAACGAGGAUGAACGGGUGUUGGCCAACGUCGUGGGCGCCCUCGCCGAAUGCUGUAAGGAUCCCGCUAACAGGGACGUCUUGAGGACCAACGAGGGUCUACCGAAACUGAUUAGACUGUUGAGCGCCACGUACGAGCCAUUACUGGAGAACGUGCCGCUGGUGCUGAAAGAGUGCGCCGUCGAUGAGAGAUGCAUGGACAUUAUCAACGACUCGGAGCACCGGCUGGACGGCGUGCGACUGGUCUGGUCCCUGCUGAAGCACUCCAGCGACGUGGUCAAGCGUAACGCCUGUCUCGCCCUGGUACCCUGCAUCCGACACGCCAAGGACUCGCCGGAGAUGGUGCGCGCCUUCGUGGGCGGCUUGGAGCUCACGGUCAGUCUGCUGGAGAGCAAGGACACGGAGGUGCUCAGCGCGGUCUGCGCCAUGAUCGCGGAGAUCGCUACCGAUCCUGAGAACCUGGGCAUCCUGACGGAUCACGGCGUCGUGAACAAAUUGGCCGCUCUUGUGCAAACUGACAAUGAGAAUUUGCGCGCUAAUCUGACAUUGGCGAUAGCUUAUUGCUGCGAUUGGGAUCGGAAUAGUUACGAAUUUGGUAAACUAAAUGCCGUUGCGCCGCUCGUUAAUUACAUGACCAGCAAGAACAAGAACGUGUUGAAGGGUGUUUGCAUUGCCGUGUACCAUUUGAGCAAGGAGCCCUUAAAUUGCGUGACCAUGCACACCUGCGGCGUUAUCAAGCACGUAUUGCGUUUGGUGGGCUCGGACGAUCCAGAGGUACAGAUCGCAGCUGCAUCCACUAUUCGUCACAUAAGAAAACUCGCGUUGACAGCAGAGAAAUUCCACUUCAAAGAAAUGAGCUCGUUACAGGAAAUCGAUUUCCGUUUGUGAAUAACAUGAGUUAUCAGCGAAAGAGAGAAAAUGAGGUAGGAAGAAGAGGAAGUGAUAUAAAAUAAACACAGAUUUAUUGCAGUGCGUGUAUAGUGGUUUAUAAUUUUUGUCAAUAUUUCUAAAUUUACAAUUUUGUUUAAAACCCGUAAUAUCCUCCUCUCAAUAACAAUCGGUAACACUGUAUUAUUAUGAAGAACUGUAAGAGUGACGGAAGAUACAGAAAAAAUUAUUUUUAGACUUUCAUAAGAUUCACAAAUGGAACACCGACUUGGUCGGACAUGUGGUUAUUAACUAUUAAAUUGUAUAAGACAAUGGCUUAAUUUGAGCAAUAUACAUGUAUCCUAAGCUUGUUUCUCUCUAUAUCUCAAAAUUGAAGCUAUUUGAGGAUGUUGAUAGAGAAUAUACUAUAUAAACGUAAAACGACAAUCGCAUGCAAGUUACAAUCUUACAUAUAUAAUGUACAAAUUUAAGCUAUUUUGUGCGCGUCGUUUUAUUGACGACUCGUGAAUUAACUAGAAGGCAUAAUUCCUGAUUCUCAGAGAAGUUUCGCCUUAUCGCGGUAUAACAAUUGGAUGGCAACAUUUGUCAUCAAAAAUUUUAAAUUUUUAGUUAAAUUAGAUUUAUCGACGUAUCUUUACGUAUCUGAACAUAUCAUAUAUUGUUUCCGAUUGGACCUUGGGGGCACCUUUUAUAUUUUUAAAUAUUUAAAUCAUCCUUACCAGCUUCUUAUCAACAAUACCUGAUAAACAACUUACCUAGUAGUAAAACAUACCUAGUAAAAGCCAGUUUCACCAACAUUGAUUUUAUCUAUUUCAAUUUGUGAGACACCGUAAAUAUUUUAAGAUAAAAAAUUGUUGAAACAUUAUCAACAUAUAAUCAGUGAUAUAUUUGAGUGAACGGUUAUUUUGAAAAAAAAAAAAAAAAAUAAUAA